AUGCGGUGGAGUGGUCCCAAACAGAAUUUCCAAUUUUUUCUACUACAAAUAUUUCUAGUUUGCCGAUUUUCCACCGGAUUGGUAUGCCCAAUUCCAGCAGCCACGCCAGGAGGAUCCCUUCGAAACAAGACGUGUCCCGACUUCAAAGCGAACCCGACAUUCGUCCAUUGCUGCACCUCAAAAUUGCCGCCCACCAAUUCGCUGUUGAAAGAAAAACACGGCGUUUAUUGUUGCUCGGUGGAGGACUUUGAGAAGGAAAAACAAGACAUUGCUAAUCAAGAAUUGAGGAACUUUUUGAAAGAGUGGGUUCCCCCGUUUUUAUGA
Messenger RNA from Caenorhabditis briggsae, 324 nucleotides. The record is from RefSeq and is a predicted model, not a curated record. NCBI's taxonomy places the organism in Eukaryota, Metazoa, Nematoda, Chromadorea, Rhabditida, Rhabditidae. The coding region runs from base 1 to 324 and encodes 107 amino acids. The transcript has 2 exons.